GAAGGACUUUCAGAGGAAAAACACGAGCAGAGAACUUACAGCUAUUUAGUUAGCUAACCUAGCUUAACUACAUUCUUACUGUUAAUACAGAGUACAGGGGACUGUUCAGCAGUCUCUUUCUAAAACUACAGGCUUUAGAGAUUUUACAUAUUUAACUACACCAGUCUAAUCUAAACUGGAUUAUACAGUAUUCUUCAGAAAGCAGCAUGCUGAACCCUGCGAACGGGGAGUCUGUGCACGUUGUCACCAAGUAUGUAGAGGAGUAUCUGGACCUGGUGGAGUCUUUACCGCUGGACCUCCAGAGAUGUGUUUCACUGAUGAGGGAAAUAGACGGGAAAUAUCAAGAGGUCCUGAAGGAGCUCAGUGAUUUUUAUGAGCGACACCAGCAAGGGUCAGACCCCGUUGUGAAGCGCCGUCUCCUUCACUGCAUACAGCGCUCCCUGAUCCGCGCUCAAGAGCUCGGAGAUGAGAAGAUCCAGAUCGCUGGUCAGAUGGUGGAGCUGGUGGAGAAUCGGAGUCGGCAGUUUGAGUGGCAGGUGGAGCUUUUCCAGGCCUGCCAGAGCAUACCAGAUAGCACCGUGUCCGUGGGCAGCACUUCUUCUCCUGCAUUAACCACAGUGACUGUCACGCCUCUGUCCACUCCACUGCUGUCAGUAAGCAAACCAAGCAUAGACAGAAAGCGAGAGGAGACACCAGGGUCGGUGGAGAAGUCUGGGGCGAAGCGAGCGCGAAGGCAAAAGAGUGGCUCAGAGAACCGGGACAACACUAACUACAGCUUGGACCUCAGUGAAGAGGUCAGUGUGGGGACACCAAAAGAGAAGAAGCCCAAGAUAUCAGCAGCGACAUCGGCGAAAAAGAGGAAGAGGACAAAAUCCAAGCAGGAGAGAGAAGCAUCACCAACUGACCUGCCCAUCGACCCUAACGAGCCCACCUACUGUCUGUGUGAGCAGGUGUCUUAUGGAGAGAUGAUCUGCUGCGAUAACGAUAAGUGCCCCAUCGAAUGGUUUCACUUUUCCUGCGUUGGCCUUCACCACAAGCCUAAGGGAAAAUGGUACUGUCCAAAGUGCAGAGGAGAGAACGAGAAGACCAUGGACAAAGCCUUAGAGAGGUCCAGAAAAGAGAGGGUGUACAAUAGGUAGCCUCAUACCUAGUGCCCAUCUUUGUACUUAACCUGUACUCAACACUCUUUAUACCAGCAUUUCCUUACCCAGUCUUUGGAAAUCAUCAGCGAUACAACAACAUUCUUGCUCUUUGCUGCUCUCAACCUACACUAUAUGGACAAAAGUAUUGGUACAGCUGCGUAUUUACCUUUAAAAUCAGGUGUUUGGAAUCAAAAAUUAAAGUUAAUUUUGCUUUUGUUGAA
Astyanax mexicanus (Mexican tetra) is the source of this 1363-nucleotide messenger RNA. RefSeq names its product inhibitor of growth family, member 1 (gene ing1). Gene Ontology annotation, cellular component: nucleus. The transcript has 2 exons. The coding region runs from base 207 to 1139 and encodes 310 amino acids. Gene Ontology annotation, biological process: positive regulation of DNA-templated transcription. NCBI's taxonomy places the organism in Eukaryota, Metazoa, Chordata, Actinopteri, Characiformes, Acestrorhamphidae. The record is from RefSeq and is a predicted model, not a curated record.